Messenger RNA from Cucumis melo (muskmelon), 1852 nucleotides. Its product is annotated as glucan endo-1,3-beta-glucosidase 12. Gene Ontology annotation, biological process: carbohydrate metabolic process. Gene Ontology annotation, cellular component: plasma membrane. The transcript is spliced from 3 exons. Lineage: Eukaryota; Viridiplantae; Streptophyta; Magnoliopsida; Cucurbitales; Cucurbitaceae. The record is from RefSeq and is a predicted model, not a curated record. The coding region runs from base 201 to 1625 and encodes 474 amino acids. Gene Ontology annotation, molecular function: hydrolase activity, hydrolyzing O-glycosyl compounds.
CCCACGUUGGGCCCAUCCAUGAUCUUCUCUCAUCCCAUUAAUAAAAGACGCACCCAUUUUUCUCUCCUCCUCCCACCCCCGCAGAACUCGACCCUCCACUCACUCUUUCUCUUUCUCAUCCCCAUAUUCGUGCUUAAAACCCGUAACCAGAGAUUUUGUUUUUAUAUCUCAUUUCCUCUCACAACUCUGCUUCCUAAUUAAUGGAGCAACUCAAAUCUCUCUGGUUUUUCUCCCUCUUCCUCCUUUUCCUCUCCCCAUUUGCAGAGAGCGGUUCAAUUGGAGUUAACUAUGGCAGAAUCGCCAACGACCUUCCUUCCGCCGUUCAAGUAGUCAAGCUUCUCAAAUCCAAUGGUCUUCAAAGGGUCAAAGUUUACGACACCGAUCCCGCGGUUCUCAGAGCUCUUUCCGGCUCUGGGAUUAAAGUCACCGUUGAUUUGCCUAACGAACUUCUCUUCGCCGCUUCCCAACGUCUCUCCUUCGCUUACAAUUGGGUCCAAAAGAAUGUAGCCGCUUAUUACCCUUCCACUGAAAUCGAAGCCAUUGCCGUCGGGAAUGAAGUAUUUGUCGACCCACAUAACACCACGUCGUAUCUUGUUCCGGCGAUGAAGAACAUUCAUCAAGCUCUUGUCAAAUACAACCUUGAUUCCAAAAUUAUGGUCUCUUCUCCUAUAGCUUUGAGCGCUUUACAAAACUCUUACCCUGCCUCAGCUGGUUCAUUCCGGCCGGAGCUUGUCGAAACUGUUUUCCGUCCCAUGUUGGAUUUCCUCCGGCGAACUGGGUCUUAUUUAAUGGUUAACGCCUACCCAUUUUUCGCUUACGAGUCCAACACCGAUGUGAUUUCUUUAGACUACGCUCUUUUCCGGGAUAAUCCCGGCGUCGUGGAUACCGGCAGUGGUUACCGUUACUUCAGUUUAUUCGACGCGCAAAUCGACGCCGUGUUUGCCGCAAUGUCGGCUCUGAAAUACGACGACAUUAAUAUGGUGGUUAGCGAAACAGGGUGGCCAUCGAAAGGAGACGAAAAUGAGAUCGGAGCCAGUGUUGAAAACGCGGCCGCGUACAACGGAAACCUAGUCCAUCGUAUACUGAGCGGUGGCGGAACUCCGUUGAGACCAAAAGCAGAUCUGACCGUCUAUUUAUUUGCUCUUUUCAACGAGAACAAAAAGAACGGUCCCACAUCGGAAAGAAACUACGGCUUAUUUUACCCAAACGAAGAGAAAGUUUACGACAUCCCGUUUACUGCUGAAGGAUUGAAAGAGUAUAAGGACAAGCCAUCGCGGAAGCCGAUAUCCGCGCCGACGGGAGCACCGGUGAGCGGCGGCGAUGGUGGUGUCUCAAAGAGUCAAACGGGGAACACGUGGUGUGUUGCAAGUGGUGAAGCGGGAAGAGAGAAGCUGCAGGCAGGUCUAGACUAUGCUUGUGGUGAAGGAGGGGCGGAUUGCCGUCCGAUCCAAGUGGGUGCCACGUGCUACAAUCCGAAUACGCUAGAGGCGCACGCUUCGUAUGCUUUUAAUAGUUAUUACCAAAAGAACAACCGUAAGGUUGGCACGUGCUACUUUGGAGGGGCGGCUUACGUAGUCACUCAACCACCCAAGUAUGGCAGUUGUGAGUUCCCAACAGGGUAUUGAAGAAGAGGAAUGGGAAUCUUAAUGGGAGGGAGCAGUUGAAGGUUGAAGUGAGAAAAGGGGUUACUUUUUUCAACUUUGUUUUUAGAGGAUAAUUAAUUCUUUUUGUAAUCCAAUUGCUUAGAAUGAUGGUGGUGGUUGGAUUUUGGGGUUUUAUUUUCGAAGCGUUUUCUGAUUUGUAAUUAACAUGGUUUUCCUAAUUGUUAGACUUCAUCUACUUUUGUCAUUUA